Messenger RNA from Conger conger (European conger), 2180 nucleotides. It is a transcript of the gene trmo, whose product is annotated as tRNA methyltransferase O. The coding region runs from base 168 to 1703 and encodes 511 amino acids. Lineage: Eukaryota; Metazoa; Chordata; Actinopteri; Anguilliformes; Congridae. The record is from RefSeq and is a predicted model, not a curated record. The transcript is spliced from 7 exons.
CACAAAGUGUCGUAAAGGAGAAAGUAUUGACGCGUUUCUGUCGCAGUCUGAAGUUGUAUAUCUCGAUGGGAUCGACCGCAUGCUGCCGUUGAUAUUUCGAAUAGUGUUGCGAGCAGGUUUAAGAACAUGUGGAAUCGAUGUCUUGUUCAAAAUUGUGGUAGUUAUUAAUGCUAAGUCUAUUCAAUUUUGAGAACGAUUGCUUAAGAAAUAAAAUGACUAGUAACGUUACAUGUAGCUGUGCUCAACACGUGAAGAAACUCAAUGAGCAGAUAUCUGUCAUGAGAAAAGAAAUAAAAAAUCUUAGGCAGUUGAUCGACAGUGCUGUACGCUCUCACAGGAAGCACUUGGAUUCGCUGCUAUCUGUUCUGAGUCAUAGUGACCAGGGAGUGCGCCUGGACACAAACCUUGGCCAGAAAGUGGGAGAUGGAAAAAAUAUUUCCUUGGAACAAGGCCAUGUCGGCUGGUCCCAAGUAUUCAAAAUGGGCUCAAGUGUCAAGGGUGAAAGCUCCUGUUUUCCUGGGAAAAUUGGCACCCCACGGCAGCCCAGCAUCUGUGGCCAAUCUCGUGCCACCCUGCGGAUAGAGGCCACAGUCUUCAACAACCCACACCACGCACUUAUAGGACUGGAGCACUACUCCCAUGUCUGGAUCAUAUUUCUCUUCCAUAAGAAUGGACACUUGAGCUCCAAGGCCAAGGUGAAACCCCCGCGGCUGAACGGCCAGAGGGUGGGGGUGUACUCCACACGCAGCCCCCAUCGCCCCAAUGCCCUGGGACUCACACUCGCCAAGCUGGAGAACAUCACAGGUGAUAUCCUUCACCUGUCAGGCAUUGACAUGAUUGCUGGCACACCUGUAUUGGACAUCAAACCUUACAUCCCUGAGUACGACUCUCCAUGUGGCAGAACGGAUUUUGGGAAAACCAAUUGCAGCAAAACAGGAGGUACCCCUGCUGACUCUCCCUCAGGAACCAGCAGUUUCCCCGGGUCCAUUUCCCCCACAGAUGCAAGGGGUUCCCCUACUUGUUCCCCGACCGAAACGAGGGGUUCCCCCGAUGGUUCCCCCACAGAAACGAGGGUUUCACUCUCGGCUUCUCGCUCUGGGGGAUGUUUGGUGGUGUCGGAGGAAGAGGGGGAUUUCGAGCCGGUCCUUGCGAAGGAGGACUCCACAGGUGACCUCUCCGGUCAGGCCCUCCUAGCGGACAGCGUAGCGGCUGCACUGAGGGAUGUUCAGACGUACGUGGGCCAGAGCGACGUCCUUACCCCAGGAGCGGCAGGGGGAGACGCGCCACAUGCAGGCGGCUCCAGAGCGGAGGUGUUUGAGCACGAGCGAGCCGAGCGUUACCGCAGUACGGAGGUGUGCUACAGCGAGGCCUCCUCCAGCCAGGUGGCCUCCUGGAUCAGGGAGCCGCCUGUGGCCAGCCUGUCUGUGCGCCUCACUCCCCAAGCUCAGCAAGACCUGCGCCAGUUUCAGCCUCCUGGCGGGAGAGAGCCGGGUCGGCCCAGUUUCCGGUUCCUGCAGGGCCCAGAGGAGGCGGAGGCAGCGAUCAGGGGCGUGCUGUGUGCUGACCCACGCUCUGUCUACCGCCGCACACGCUGCCCAGACCGCCUCUUCUACUUCAUCCUGGACUCCGCACACAUCACCUGCUGGUUCGGUGGCGAUUUCGCUGAGGUUGUGAGGGUUCGCCCAGCUGAACCUGAGGGUUAAAGUAGUUGCAGACGUGGUUUCAUGGUCCCAUAAUGCACAUGGCUACUGCAAGCUGUCAAUCACUGAGGAGUUUUAACAAAAGGUUUUCCUCUGCACACAAAGACACAAUGGUUGCUUUAAGUUCGAGAAGGCAGUGCAUAUGCACAGCAUUUUUGGUUUCCUUGACUUGCCAAUCCUGGAUAAUGCAGAUCAGGUCCACUGUAGGAAACACUCAUGUUACUGUAAACAUACAUUUAGGAGUACUGUAUACAGUAAUUAAUGUAUAUGUGCCCCUUGAACAUGGCAUAUGUAAUUUGGAUGCCAAUGUAUUCUCUACUAUCAAAUAGCCGCUUCUAUAAAACAGCGUGAACAUUGCUGAUGGACCCUCAUUCAAAAUGAAAGGUAAUUCUUCCAAAUCCAUUUGUCAAUUUUUAAUCGCUAAAGAUUUGAGAUACAAUUAAAGCUAUUAAAUAAAACAUUGUAAUGUUUUUCACCUGC